This is a messenger RNA of Suncus etruscus (white-toothed pygmy shrew), 908 nucleotides long. It is a transcript of the gene NUDT5, whose product is annotated as nudix hydrolase 5. Gene Ontology annotation, cellular component: nucleus. Gene Ontology annotation, molecular function: ADP-ribose diphosphatase activity. The record is from RefSeq and is a predicted model, not a curated record. Bases 165 to 824 code for a protein of 219 amino acids. Lineage: Eukaryota; Metazoa; Chordata; Mammalia; Eulipotyphla; Soricidae. The transcript is spliced from 10 exons. Gene Ontology annotation, biological process: nucleoside phosphate metabolic process; ribose phosphate metabolic process.
CCGCGAGAUGCCUCUGGGUGUCCCACUGUAGCAUCGCUCCGCGUCGCAUCGCAUCGCGUCGCAUCGCAUCGCACCCCGCGUUCGCGCCCGCCGCCCUCGGCUGCGCCUUUGGGUCUUGAGCCGAACUUCUCUGGCCUGGAGAAACUAGACUGACUGGUUUGAACAUGGAAAACCAGGAAACGGCAGGUUCUUGUCCGGAUUCCAAACAGACGGUUCUUUCCGAGGAGUUAAUUUCAGAAGGAAAAUGGGUGAAGCUGGAAAGAACGACUUACAGGGACCCUACAGGAAAAACGAGGACCUGGGAAACUGUGAAGCGAACCACCAGGACAGGACAGUCCGCGGAUGGAGUGUCCAUCAUCCCUGUGCUGCAGCGGACCCUGCACUAUGAGUGCAUCGUGCUGGUUAAGCAGUUCCGCCCGCCCAUGGGGGGCUACUGCCUGGAGUUCCCUGCAGGUCUCAUCGAUGGUGACGAGAGCCCAGAGGCAGCUGCUCUCCGGGAGCUGGAGGAGGAAACGGGCUACAGAGGGGACAUCGCGGAAUGUUCCCCAGCCGUGUGUAUGGAUCCUGGCCUGUCCAAUUGCACCACCCACAUCGUCACGGUGACCAUUAACGGAGAUGACGCCACCAACGUCAGGCCAAAGCCGAAGCCGGGAGAUGGAGAAUUUGUGGAAGUGCUUUCUUUACCAAAGAACGACCUGCUACAGAGACUUACAGCUCUGGUGGCUGACGAGCACCUCAUGGUGGACGCCCGAGUCUACUCGUACGCGCUGGCGCUGCAGCAUGCCAACUCUAAGCCCUUCGAAGUGCCCUUCCUCAAGUUUUGAGAGUCACCCCCCCCCCCCCGACUUUGUAUCAGCCUCCUGUAGAUGCAAAUGAGCCUUUUCUUAUAAUAAAAGCAGCACAAAUGC